Andrographis paniculata is the source of this 1960-nucleotide messenger RNA. Its product is annotated as transcription factor SCREAM2-like. Gene Ontology annotation, biological process: regulation of DNA-templated transcription. Lineage: Eukaryota; Viridiplantae; Streptophyta; Magnoliopsida; Lamiales; Acanthaceae. The coding region runs from base 101 to 1729 and encodes 542 amino acids. Gene Ontology annotation, cellular component: nucleus. The transcript has 4 exons. The record is from RefSeq and is a predicted model, not a curated record. Gene Ontology annotation, molecular function: protein dimerization activity; sequence-specific DNA binding; DNA-binding transcription factor activity.
CAAAUACCCUCUCACUCUAUAUAUCUCUCUCUCUCUAUAUAUAUAUAUCUACAUUAGUCUCAGACCAAAAAUCAGUUCUUGCGUAGAAAAGAAAAAAAAAAUGCUGUCAAGAGUUAACAGUAUGGUCUGGAACAUGGAGGACGCCGGCGGCGGCAAAGCCGUCGCCACCGCAGCCGUCGCCGACCAAGCCCCGCCGUCCUGGGCCGCCGCGACCGCCGCCGCCGGAAUCGACCCAACCAAAUCCGAUAUCGACCAAAUCGGCGCCCUCUCCACCUUCAAAUCCAUGCUCGACGCCGACUCCGACGACUGGUACACCCUCACCGCCGGCUUCCCCUCGCCGCCGCCGCCGUCCGCCGCCAACCACAACCUCCUCCUCCCCCCCGCCGCCGCGUCAUGCUCCCCCACUUCCGCCUCCGUCUUCUCCCCCAAUCUCGACCCCUUCCAGGUCGUCGGAGGCUACCCUACCCAUACCCACCCCCACCCCCACCCAACCCCUAACAACCUCAACAGCUUCGAAUUGCUCCCCGAAUCCAACAUUUCCAGCAAUGGCUACCUCGAAAGCGCCAUUAAUGGCGGAUUCAACGACUUCUUACCUCCCCAAAUCGAUCAAAACGGAUUUGGGGGAUUAGGGUUUGGCGAAUCCUCCAUGAUCGGGACCUCCCUCAAUUUCUUCAACAACAACAACAGGAACAAGAUCCUUAAACCCCUCGAAAACUUCACCACCGUCGGAUCACAACCCACUUUGUUCCAAAAACGAGCUGCCCUUCGAAAGAAUCUGAACAUCACCAAUUUAGGCUCUCUAACAAUCGCCAACAACAACAAUAAUAAUAAUUACAAUAAUAAUAAUAAUAAUAAUAUUUCGAUUUCGAGCAUUAUUAAUUCCUUCGAAAACAAAAAUGAAGACAUCGUCAACGAGAGGAAGAGGAAGAGCAGCAGCGACGACAUGGCCGAGGAUGUAAGCAUCGACGGAUCGAAUCUCAAUUACGAUUCCGACGACCAGUUUUUGGACUACGCCGCCGCGCUUAACAACAAGGAGGAGGGCGGCGCCGCCAAGAGUGGCGGCGGUGGUGGUGGUGGGGCUAGUGGUAGUGGUGGUGGUGGCGUCGCCAAUGUGGAUCCUAAAGGGAAGAAGAAAGGCCCGCCGGCGAAGAAUCUGAUGGCGGAGAGGCGCCGCCGGCAGAAGCUUAACGAUAGGUUGCUUAUGCUGAGGUCCGUCGUGCCCAAGAUUAGCAAGAUGGAUCGCGCGUCGAUAUUAGGCGACGCGAUCGACUACUUGAAGGAACUUUUGCAAAAGAUCAACGAUCUUCACAACGAGCUCGAGUCGAUCCCGAGUAGCUCUUCCGUGACUCCUUCGACGACGAGCUUUUACCCGUUGACGCCGACCAAUCCGGGCCUCCCGCCGCGCAUCAAAGAAGAGCUUUGCCCGAGCGCGUUCGCAAGCCCGCUUUCGAGCCCGACCGGGCAGCCAGCCCGGGUCGAGGUUCGUGUGCGCGAGGGUCGCGCCGUGAACAUCCACAUGUUUUGCGGCCGGAAACCCGGGUUGUUGCUGUCAACACUGAAAGCUAUGGACAACCUCGGACUCGACGUGCAACAAGCCGUCAUAAGUUGCUUUAACGGGUUCGCAUUGGACGUCUUCCGAGCCGAGCAAUGCGUGGAGGGACAAGAUCUCAGCCCGGAUCAAAUCAAGGCGGUGUUGCUCGACUCGGCUGGGUUUCAAGGGAUGGUGUGAUCGUCGUCGAUGUAUGGAUUGGAUCAGAUUGGAUCGGAUUGGAUUGGGUUGGAUCGAACCGUAGUCUCUCUUAAGAGUAUCUAGUUAUGUCUUUGGAUUAUCUCAUUUAUUUAGAAGAAAUUAAAUUUUCAAUGAAUUGUUUUGGUUUUCUGAACUGCUGAUUCUAUCGUAUUGUUAUGAACUUAGAUUUUGGUUUCAUUUAUAAUAGCUUUUCGAUUGUUUGGAUGAUGU